Molecule: messenger RNA, 1762 nt
Organism: Fukomys damarensis (Damara mole-rat)
Lineage: Eukaryota; Metazoa; Chordata; Mammalia; Rodentia; Bathyergidae
Product: protein CutA homolog
Exons: 6
Coding region: 27-506 (159 amino acids)
Biological process (GO): response to metal ion
Molecular function (GO): copper ion binding
Source: RefSeq, a predicted model, not a curated record
CUUAGUGCUAAAUUACCUCCAACGCCAUGGGCAGGCUGAGAUCACAGUGCCCUCUGCCAGGCCAGCAGCCUCGGCCCUCUGUCCUUAUAUGCCUCGUGAUCCUGCCAGCUGCUUUUCUGACAUAUCCCCUGCUCAAGACCCUUAGCCUCCAGCUCCACUCAGCCAUCACCGGCACCUAUAUCUCUGGUACUCACUCCGUCGUCUUCAUCAACUGUCCCAACGAGCAGAUUGCCAGAGACAUUGCCAGGGUAGUACUGGAGAAGAAGCUGGCUGCCUCUGUGAACAUCCUGCCUAAGGCUUCUUCACUGUAUUUUUGGAAGGGAGAAAUAGAAGAAGCCACUGAGAUCAUGUUGUUAAUAAAAACUAAGACUUCCAAGGUCCCCAUGCUCUCCAGCUAUAUCAGAUUGGUGCAUCCCUUUGAAAUCCCAGAGGUCUUCAGUCUAUCCAUGGAUCAAGGAGAUGUGCACUAUUUAAAGUGGCUUGAAGAGGCCAUGGAGGAGAACUGAGUGGGGGAAUCUUCUUGUGCAUCUUGUUGACUGCCACUACCUUCCAUCGGCUGCACUCUGGGAAGAGUGAGUUUCCUUCUGCCUUCCAGAAUCUCUGGAUUUUGUGUUACUGUUUCAAGGUGGCCAGAGGUGGGAGGGCAAGGGUGGUUGUGUGUACGGAUGAAGAGGUGGCAGUGAGGAUGAAGUUUGUCAUCUUUAGUCGCCGAGCCUAUCUCAAAUGCCUGAGGGGUAACUGCUCCCCUGCUUCUUAUGGGGAGGAAUAGAUCCAGUGACCUUGUUCACUUGGAAGUAUAUGGUUGAAUGCCUCCUUCUCAGAGGACUGGCAGGUGCUGUGUUCAGGAUGAAUUGUAACAGUGGAAUUUCAGAGAUCAGCAGGAUUAUUUUCCUAAAGAGGCUUUUGUUGCUCUGGAGUCUUGAGGAGGUGGCACUGAGGAUUAGGGCUUAAACAUGGCCUCAUGGGUUGGCAGAAAGUCUUGUCUUCUUCUUAGUCUGAAUGUAAUAGACAUCAAGUUCUGGUGCCUUGCUCAGGGGAGAUGUAGAUUCUGUGAGUUUCCUUCUGCCUCCCAGAAUCUCUGGAUUUUGUGUUACUGUUGGCACAAAGGAGCAAUCAACCUGUGCAGGCUGAAGGUCCAUGGCUCCUGAGGCUGGAAGAGAAGGUUGGGCAGAAAGAACCCAGAGGAAGAUCAUACAUCUUGACCAAGUCGUUUUAUCAAUUAUUAAAGAAAACAACUUAUAGAUGUCCAGAAAGGCCAUGACAUGUUGUUACACAUGGUACUUUCAUGGCUGCUUGUGCUGUGUCGCCUCCAGGUGGAAGAGCAUAGGGAAGGCAGGGAAUGCUGAGUCCUAGCAGUGAGAAGAGAAAUUUAACCCAGGCCUUGCCCAUGGACCUGUCAGAGUAACUCCAUUUUGUGGGGACCACAGCCAUUAGCGUUGGGAACCACAGGCAGCUGUGGUAUGCUGUUCUCCUACAGGAGAAGGUGUGUGAGUGAAGUUCUGACACCUGCUGUGCUUCUCCCACCUUAGUACUCCCGGAUAUGAAAUGGGGGAGAUGUCCAAGGACCCAUCUGUGAGGACCUUGUAGGAGUUGUAGGCUGAGGCCCUUCCAAGUGUCCAGAGGAUGCCAGUGGGGAUUUGGGGGGCUGCCUGGGGAAAGUAAUAAGAGAAUCUAGUGGUGAUGUCACUUGCUUUUUCUAACAUCAAUUUCUGACACAUAUGCAAAUCUUGUAUAAAAUAAACACUACUUAAAAUGCAUUACA